UGUGACACCUCUAGUUUUAACCUCCCUCAAAAAUGGUGAUUCAAGUUUCAUUUGGAUUUCAAAAAAAAAAAAAAAAUAUUCUUUUCUCUUACUGGAAUAAAUUAGGUUUUUGACACCAUCCCAAUAAAUGAUCAAACUAGUGGAAAGGGAUAACUGCAAGUAGAGAUACAUUUAGAGUGCCUGCAGGCCAAAACUUAUAUGUUCAACAAAUGUAUGGAUAAAAUAUCUCAAAUGAUGUAUAUUUAAAUACUACAGAUACAGAAUUACAUAAGAUAUUUAAUACCUUAAGUUUAUUUUUUGAGAUCAUGUAUACUAGUACUCGAGAAUAGUAAAAAAAAUCAUUCCCCAAAAUGUGCCAUAACACUAACAGAAAAUGUUGGUUUUUGAUCUUAAUCAUGUGUGCUGCAUGUAUUACCAUACAUACAAUCGGAUCUGUAAGGAUUAUAGGAUACAAUAUAAUUACACCAAAUCGAAUAAGAUUAAGUAAUGUUGACAUAAAUCACCUUGGAAACACUCAUCAAGAGGGAUCAAAUCAAAACAUAUUUCCAAAAUGGCUGCCAGAAAACAAGAUGGCCGACCACAUAUCUCAAAGCACAAGAACUGGAAUUACAAAGAAUGAUGACAAUAUGGUGGGUGUUUCACCAUUUGGACUAUCGAAAGACACAAACCCAUGGCUUGUGUUGUAUAAUCGAUUGCCAAAAUCAGGCUCAACAACUCUCAGGAGUAUUUUUGAAAUAUUAUCAAAAACGAACAAUUAUACCUUUUUACAGUCGCGAGAAUUCCAUGAGCAUCAUUUGGAUAGUGGCUAUGCUAUGAAUGCUUUCAUAAAAUCAUUUGGAAUCAAGCAACAAAAAGUUGUAUUUGAACGCCAUAUUCACUUCAUGGAUUUCACAGCAUUUGACGUCCAGCAACCAGCUUAUAUCAACCUGAUCAGAGAUCCGAUAGAGCAGGUGCAAUCAAGGUAC
This is a messenger RNA of Owenia fusiformis, 965 nucleotides long. The record is from the annotation of a GenBank genome assembly. Lineage: Eukaryota; Metazoa; Annelida; Polychaeta; Sabellida; Oweniidae.